Messenger RNA from Oppiella nova, 2493 nucleotides. The record is from the annotation of a GenBank genome assembly. NCBI's taxonomy places the organism in Eukaryota, Metazoa, Arthropoda, Arachnida, Sarcoptiformes, Oppiidae.
AUGCGGGUUUUGUUGCUAUUAAUGCUCGGAUGUGCCGUUCAGUGCGAACGCAAAGAGCACUUCAUUGAUGGCAUCAAACGACUGGACAUUUCUGUUCAGCACUCGAUCGUGGAAUGCAUACAAAAAAUAACAGACAAUCCGGAGUCAGUUUGGCUGAGCUCUGAGUGGAAUGUAUUGCCCGAAGAAGAACACGACAGACAAAGAUUAUACUCACUAUUAGUUCAGCACAUGAAUGGACUCGUCAGAGAGAGAUAUGACUUAUACAAUAAAAUCACUGAUUUGUCUCUUGAGUUGAACACCAAUUGUCGCAAUGAUUCAAAUGAAGGCAACUCUCUCUUCAUCUCUAGUCUUAAUAUAGCGAAUAGUGUCGGCGACCAGAAGUCACAUCUUAUCGCUGAGUUGGCGGACAUAAAGUCAAAGUUGAGACGAGUUCAGCAAGAAUUAGAAGAGAAGAAUGAAGUGGUUUCAGAGCUGAAGGAACUUCUGGAGCAAAGCAAAGAGUCGUCCAGUAAAUUAAGACACGAGAACCUGGACCUCAUUCAAGAGGCCCGCUCUGUGAAAGCAUAUCGCGAUGAGAUCGAUGUCCUCAAUGAAAAGGUCCGGAAAGUGGAUCACUUGGAAAACGAAGUUCACAGAUAUAGAGACAAAAUGAAUGAAUUGGAGUUUUAUAAGUCGAGAGUCGAGGAACUGAGAGAAGAUAACCGGAUAUUAAGUGAGACAAAAGUGAUGCUCGAAGAACAGCUCGACGUGAACCGCAAGAAAGCCGAUCAGUUGCCAGAACUCGAGGCACAGAUCCUUAAACUCAGCGCUUAUUCCGAUGAAAUGGCGACUCAGAAGGAUUUGGACAGAAGUAAGAUCGAGACAUUUAUUGAGGAAAUCACUCAAUUGAGAUUAGAUAAGAAGUCCAGUGCAGAGGAAUUGACAAAAGUGCAGUCAGAGUUAACUCAUCUGAGAUCUCAAAUGAAAGUGGAUUUAUUGCAACAGAACGGAGAGGGAAACCUAUUGGAACAGAUCAAUAACGACGCCUCCAAAAGGGUCCUCAAACUCGAGUUAGAAAAUCAAAGAUUGCAAUCAUUAGUUGAAAACAUCAAAAACAACCAAAAAUCUGAUUGUGAAAAUCACUUGAAAAGCGGUUCAUCUUCUCUGACACCAUCCGAAAUGUCUGACAAUUCAAUUGAGGGCAAAGUGGAGGAGAGGUUAAGCCCUGAGCCAGAAGUGCAACAAAUGAAUGGUAAACUCGAAAGUUUAGAAUUGAACCAUUCGUGCGAUUGUAAGCAACUGAACGUUAAGAUUACUCAACUGGAGGAAGAAAACAAAGAACUCGAUGAAGAACACAAACGAUUGCAAACUGAGCACAAAAUGUUGCAAAAUAUUUAUAAGAAGUUGAGGACAGAAAAUAACGAUUUGAAACUGAGACACACGUCGCUUCAGGGAGAAACAGCCGAGUGUAGGGAUAGGAUGGCUCUAUUGGACGUGGAGGUGUCCAAACUGGCCAACUAUUGCGAAAUGGUUGCGCUCACAAACAACUCAAUUGAGUGCCACCGCAAGAGACUAAUCAACAAUAUCUCAAACCUAUUGACUCAAUACCAUGACUUGUUGACCGAAAUUGGCGGCGACUCUGAAAAGAUAAUCUCCGAUAAAAUGCAUGACUUGAGCGCUAAAAAGGAGAAGUUGGAUAAAAUGAUCAAAGAAUACGAUUUGACGCUCGAGAAGAAGAAAGUAGUGGUUAAUAAUCAUAAUGUUGUCCGUCGUAUCCACAGGUCAUCAACUGAUCUCUGUUUGUCUAAUAAUCAAAACACGACUCCAAAGGAGCGCUCAAAAGAGCGUAAUUCUGCGCCAAUCGAUAAUAUGGUCGAUGAGGCCAUAUAUGGGCGCAUAUGGGAAGCCGAGACCCCACCGAUCACUUCCAGUACUUCAGCUUUACGUCCGUCCCGUACUAAUAAUACUUUGACGCAAACGAUGGAUCAAAACAAUGGAAAAACAUGUGAUCCUCUAAAUCAGAUCAAAGAAGAGAUAACAGUAACAAAUAGCGAAAACAGUGUGAUAUGUCCGGUGCCGCCUCCUCGGCCUCCGCCGCGGGUGUCGACUACUAUAGAGAAUAAGAUUCAUUUAAGUGUAAUAACUAGUCCUCCGCGGUCUCAAUCCAAUACGACUACAGGUUGUGAGGCAUUGAAUAUGAGUGGAAGACAUUCAUAUAACAACUUCACUCGAGGAACCUUUAAGAGCAAUAGCAUUAACUAUGGCAGUCCUGUACGCAGACAACACAUGCCAUAUAAGAAUGGCAAUCAUCACCCCCACCACUUCCAUCACCUGCACCCCCACUCGGCGUCGCCCUCACUCCUCUCCGACUCGUCUCUAACGCCUUUGGAGGACUCGGAGCUCAGCGACGGAGCCAUUAAUAAUCAACGAUCUCGUCAUUUGAAUAAUUGCGAUAACGUUACUGUCAAUAGCAAUACAACCAAUUCUGUUUGGUAUGAAUAUGGAUGUGUCUGA